AUGGAGAACUGUGUUAUCAAAAAUUCUAAGAGGCCGUACCAUUCUACAAUGGGACCCUUACUUGAGGACUUUAACACGCUUUCCAAAAGGCGAAAAAAAUUAUUUGAUAAUAUAAAUACACAAAUUGAUACUCUAAUAAAGCUAUUACAGGAUACCGAUGACAAACUUAAUUCUAACCACCUAAAUCAUUUAAAUAAUCAUAAUUUAAAUGGGUUAAGUCAUCACUGUGAUCAAGUAAAUAAUAAAUCCAAUGAAUUAAAUGGAUUAAAUCACACUAAUGACACGCAUACUACCAAUGGAGUUGAUUCUGAAGUACAUAAUCAUGUAAAUGAUUAUACAAAAGGAAAUGAACACAAUGGUAUUAAUGAAACUAAAGAAGUGGUCUUAACGGAUCGUUCAAGCGGAACCGAUGACGAAACGGUGACGUUGACUGAAAGGUCGGACAUAAAAUCAGAAAAUCCUCCAGAAAAUAAUAAGGAACAAAAUUCAUCAGGUAAAUUUGAACCUUCUGAUUCUAAAAUUGCUGCAAAAUAUGACUCCAGCGAUACAGGAAAUGAGACAUCCUCUACAGAUUUUAAUAAUGAGCAAUCGCUGUGUGAGUGUAAGAAGCAGUUGAUAAGGGAUUUGGCAUCGACAGUUAAAUCGUAUGACAUAUACAGAAAGAUAAAUAGGUCAUUGAAGGUGUUUAACGUACAGUUUAAUGACAUGGGACGCUCACUACUGGGAAACUGCUCAAAAGAUAGUCACGAGCUACUAUCUCCAGUCAAAUUGGAUGAAAGACUAGUAUGCAGAAUGAUAGGAAUGCACCUACUACACUAUGGACUUUUUGACGUGUAUGAACAACUUAAGCUGGAAUCCGAGCGUCUUUGGGGAGCUAACCAUAUUGGAACAAUAGGAUCUGUGAUGGUUACAGCAUAUAGAACACUGCAUGGCCUUCUUGAUCAAAUAAGGAACGGAGACAUUGACCCAGUACUUGAGUGGACAAAACUUCAAUACGAUAGCUCCAAUCUCCACAUCCAACGUUUCAAUGAAAUUAUGAUUAAUUUAUACAAAAUACGCUUUUUAAGCUUCCUGUACAAUUUUAAGCCUAGCCUUAAUGGCUGUAAAGAACAAAAUAACACUAAUGGGAACCCAGAUAGCGAUAUAAUUCAGCAGGUCAAGAACAGUGGAAUAACAUCACUGUGGAAGAUCCAUAACGACGAGAUAGGGAAGUUGGUGACUCAGCUGAUACUAGGAGAGAAUAAACCAACGGAGUCGGAGUUUGAUGAGCUUAAGAAUAAGACUAUAAAAAUGUUCACGAAGUUGUUUUGCGAGUCAGGAAUCCUGAUCAAGAAGCCACCUAACUACGAUAAGAGACCGCUACUCUCACAGGUUGUAGAUGAACAAUUUAGUUACAACACUGAGACGAAGACGGAAGAAUUGCCAGAAGAAGAGUCACCUAAACUUGAAGAUUGUCUGAAAAUAAAUGACAAUACAACCUUAUUAUUCGCAUACAGACCGAUUCUUAACGAUCAGGCAAACAGAAGCUGUAGAGUGAAGUAUAAUUCAUGGCUUUUGGCACUUGGCACAGAACUUGAAACAACAGUAACAAAGCCGGCGCCAGAAUUCUACAAAACACCUUUGAGAAGAGACUGGCUUAAUCUAUCCGAGAAAAUUAGGCCGAAACAACCGAAAAUGGCCUACAGAUAUCUGAACUCCAAGUCACUAGAAAAUGGAAGAAGAAUCAACUUUAUAAGGAAUAAACUGUGCAACAAUUCAACUCUAGACCAGUCACCAUCGAUGUCAAAAUCAGUUCUGAUUACAACACUAUGUGAUCCAGAAACAUUUUGCAGGCAAAACUUGAGCAUAUCAGAUAAUAUGCUGAACAACAUACCAUAUUAUGUUGAAAAUCAAUUGACAGAAGACGAAACGAGUUCUCUGGGAAUGUAUACAGACCCGGGAGACUGGACGUCGUCGAGGAUUGAUAGGACCACGACGGUUCUCAUAGCAACGGGUUCAGAAGAGUCGGAGGAGGGAAUUUUAGGCCUAUCGAAUAUGGGAAGACUAAUUGAAAACUAUUCAUCAUCUGUAUCAUCAGAGGAGUCCUCGCAGAGGACGACACCGACAUUCUCACUGACGGUGUUUGCAGGACCCUCUAUCUUUAGAGACUCUAGGCUCUCCUCACAGCUUAUGGAAGCAGAUAUUAUCUCUCAGAGACUACUUAAUGUGUCUCCGGGCUCAAGGAUUAGGAUUAGGGUCCCAACGCUGACAGAAGAGGAGCUGAGAAGCCCUCCGAUGAGAGAAACACUAAUUAGCCCCUAUGAACCACCAGCCGCGGAACCGCCAGCGGUUGUUGAGGAGGAAGAACAAGCUUCAACAACAAUUGAACGUUCAAGCAUAACUCUGAGGGAUAUACUUAGAAUGAUCAUGAGAGGAUUGAGAGUAGAAACCCAGUCGACGGUAGUUAGAUUUAGAGGAUCAAGACAACAACAGAAUCUUGAAGAUUCAAGAACAUCCCCUAACGACUCAGACUCACCCAAGGAUAAAGUAACGACACACAAGAGAUUAAUAAGACCAAAAUCAUCAACUAAAUCUGAAUCUCAAGUUGAUUCAGAUUAUAUUAAAGUACAUUUACCAUAUGAAAGUCCACUUUCUGUUGUUACAUGCGCCGGGCACGUAACAUUCCCAUAUCUGUUGGAUGUGUUGAAGGUGCUGUUUAAGGAGAGGUGUGAAGUGUCGUCGAAGGUAGGAAUGUGGCUAAAGUCAAACCAACAAUUGCCAGUGGAAUCAGAUUUGGGACCAGCAUUCCACUUCCACAGCUACCUAACCUGCGCGGUCUCAAAAGACCAAACAAGUAACGAAAACUUGCCAAUAAUGCUCUCAUGUGGGCAUGUAAUCUGCAAAAUAUGCCACGACCGACUAAGCGGGAAAAGGAGGAAAAGGUUGUUCAAAUGUCCAAUGUGUCCAACCAUGGUGGAACCAAAUCAGGUAAAUUCCAUCAAAAAUAAUAAAUUUUCAGACAAUGGAACUCUACCUCGACUGGAACUGCAGCCAUAA
Theileria annulata is the source of this 3036-nucleotide messenger RNA. RefSeq lists its product as uncharacterized. Gene Ontology annotation, molecular function: ubiquitin-protein transferase activity. The record is from RefSeq and is a predicted model, not a curated record. Bases 1 to 3036 code for a protein of 1011 amino acids. Lineage: Eukaryota; Apicomplexa; Aconoidasida; Piroplasmida; Theileriidae. Gene Ontology annotation, cellular component: cytoplasm; nucleus; GID complex. The transcript has 6 exons. Gene Ontology annotation, biological process: proteasome-mediated ubiquitin-dependent protein catabolic process.